UGAGCAGUCGCCGACCAUGAAGACCACUUUCAAGUUCUCCAACCUUCUGGGGACGGUCUAUCGCAAAGGAAAUCUUCUUUUUACCUCCGAUGGCACUACGCUGCUGUCGCCAGUCGGCAAUCAGAUCUCCGUCUUUGAUCUAGUCCACAAUGCCUCCUAUACCCUCCCGUUUGCGCAUCGUACCAAUAUCGACCGUCUUGAUCUCACCCCGCAAGGCAGUCUUCUGCUCUCCGUUGACGAAAAUGGCCGCGCAAUCUUGACCAACUUCCGCCGCAGGACCGUCAUCCAUCACUUCUCCUUCAAAGGCCGAGUCUCCGCCCUCAAAUUCUCGCCAUCCGGCCGACAUUUCGCCGUCGCAGUCGGGCGACGAUUGCAGAUUUGGCAUACCCCGUCGGCGCCCGGUGCCGACAACAACGGCGAGAUUGAAUUUGCGCCGUUUGUUCUGCACCGUGAACUCACCAGUCAUUUCGAUGACAUUCAAAAUAUCGAGUGGUCCAGCGACUCGCGCUUCCUGUUGACGGCCUCCAAGGAUUUGACGGCCCGAGUAUGGAGUAUGGAUCCGGAGGUCGGGUUUGAGCCCACGACGCUAUCAGGCCAUCGCCAGGGCGUCAAGGCGGCAUACUUUACUGCGGACCAAGAAGCGAUCUACACGAUCAGUCAAGACGGGGCCCUUUUCCGAUGGGAAUACGUCUCCAAGAAGGACCCGGAUACGAUGGAGGAUAUUGCUGAACCCCGCUGGAGGAUUGUCAGGAAAGACUUCUUCAUGCAGAACGACGCCAGAGUGAACUGCUCCACCUUCCACGCGCCGACGAAUCUUCUGAUCGUCGGUUUCUCAAACGGAUUGUUCGGACUCUACGAUUUGCCGGAAUUCAACAUGAUCCAUCAGCUAAGUGUAUCCCAGAGCAACAUCGAUUACGUGACGGUCAACAAAUCGGGCGAAUGGCUUGCCUUUGGCUCCUCUAAGCACGGCCAAUUGCUGGUGUGGGAAUGGCAAUCGGAGUCUUACAUUUUGAAACAGCAGGGUCACCUGGACUCCAUGAACUCGCUUGUCUACUCUCCCGAUGGUCAGAAGAUCGUGACUGCCAGCGAUGAUGGCAAGGUCAAGGUCUGGGAUGUCAAAUCAGGAUUCUGUAUCGUGACGUUUACCGAGCACACUAGUGCCGUGAGUGCCUGUCAAUUCGCCAAGAAAGGAAGUGUACUGUUCACUGCGUCGCUGGAUGGCUCUGUGAGGGCGUGGGAUCUCAUCCGGUACCGUAACUUCCGAACCUUUACUGCACCGUCUCGACUGUCCUUUUCCUCGCUGGCUGUCGACCCCAGCGGCGAAGUGAUCUGCGCCGGCUCCCCCGAUUCGUUUGAUAUCCAUGUGUGGUCCGUACAGACAGGACAAUUGCUCGACCAGCUGUCGGGCCAUGAGGGGCCCGUGUCUGCCCUUGCAUUCGCCUCUGAUGGCAACCAUCUGGUUAGCGGUAGCUGGGAUCAUACUGUUCGACUGUGGAGCAUCUUCGGCAGGUCGCAGACUAGCGAGCCUUUGCAGCUCAUGUCUGACGUCCUGAGUGUGGCCUUCCGACCUGAUGGAAAGCAGGUAGCCGCCUCGACCCUCGACGGCCAGCUGACCUUCUGGUCGGUUGCGGAUGCCGUGCAAGAAGGAGGCGUUGAUGGACGCCGAGACGUAUCUGGAGGGCGCAAGAUGACUGACCGCCAGACGGCCGCCAACUCCGCCGGGAACAAGUCCUUCGGCUGCAUCACCUAUAGUGCGGAUGGCAGCUGUGUUUUGGCUGCAGGCAACAGCAAGUACAUCUGUCUGUACGAUGUGACUACAGGAUCGAUGGUGAAGAAAUACACCGUCUCCGUCAACACCUCGCUGGAUGGCACCCAGGAGAUCCUCAACAGCCGCGACCUGACCGAAGCUGGCGCUCGCGGCCUCAUCGACGAAACUGGCGAAGCGUCGGACCACGAGACUCGCGUUGAUCGCAGCCUGCCCGGCGCCAAACGUGGUGAUGCCGGCUCUCGAACCACCCGGCCCGAAGUUCGUGUCACCUCGGUCGAUUUCUCUCCCGCCGGACGCGCGUUUUGUGCCGCUUCCACCGAAGGACUUCUCAUUUAUAGCUUGGACACAGAAGUCGUCUUCGACCCGUUCGACCUCGACAUCGACAUCACCCCGUCUAACAUCCUCGCCACACUGGAAGAAGCCAAGAAGGCCCGCGCGGCGGGAACGACGGACGAUGACAAUACUUUCUUGAAGGCGUUGAUUAUGGCUUUCCGGCUGAACGAAGCCAAGCUCAUCCGCGCAGUGCACGAAGGAAUUCCUCCCGCCGACGUUGCCCUGGUCGUCCGCGCCAUUCCCACGGUCUAUCUCCCACGCCUUCUUCGGUUUGUAGCCCACGCUGCCGAGGAGACCCCUCACCUGGAAUUCAACUUGCUGUGGAUCGAAUCUCUUUUGGGUAGCCACGGACGCUACUUCAAGGACAACUCGGGCACCUUCGCAACGGAAUUCCGUGCGGUGCAGCGGGCCCUCGACGACAUUCGGGAGAACUUGAAGCGAUUGGCGGAGAAGAACGUCUAUGACCUUAACUAUCUCCUUUCGACGCCGGCGCUUGCGAACAAGAAGCAAAAGACGGCGGCAGACAUGAUGGCCCUCGAGGACGACGAAGUCGUCACCUCAGCUGCCGAGGACCCGACGGCAGAGGAUGGGGAAGCCGAAUGGAUUGGGCUGGAAUGAUUGACUGGACUGCAGGUCUGGCUUGUACUUAUAUCCCUCAUGUUUGAUCUCUUCCCAGUCACUGGCACCGUUGCAUUUGCGUUUGGCGUUUAUUUGUGGAAUGAUAUACCUGGAAAGAUAAAAGGAGGCAGCCCAAAAGUCUGUUUUGUUUACUUUUUGUGAUAGAGAAGCACACCGCAUCACUUUUUCUAUAUUCUUU
Aspergillus steynii IBT 23096 is the source of this 2918-nucleotide messenger RNA. RefSeq names its product snoRNA-binding rRNA-processing protein PWP2. Lineage: Eukaryota; Fungi; Ascomycota; Eurotiomycetes; Eurotiales; Aspergillaceae. Gene Ontology annotation, biological process: maturation of SSU-rRNA from tricistronic rRNA transcript (SSU-rRNA, 5.8S rRNA, LSU-rRNA); ribosomal small subunit assembly. The record is from RefSeq and is a predicted model, not a curated record. The coding region runs from base 17 to 2719 and encodes 900 amino acids. The transcript is spliced from 5 exons. Gene Ontology annotation, cellular component: small-subunit processome; Pwp2p-containing subcomplex of 90S preribosome. Gene Ontology annotation, molecular function: protein binding.